AUGAUUGAGGUGGUCUGUAAUGACCGUUUGGGAAAGAAAGUCCGGGUAAAAUGCAACUCAGAUGACACCAUCAAGGAUCUGAAGAAACUCAUUGCAGCUCAGACAGGCACACGGUGGGACAAGAUAGUGCUAAAGAAAUGGUACACGAUAUUUAAGGACCACGUGACACUCUCUGACUAUGAAAUCCACGAUGGAAUGAACCUGGAAUUGUACUACCAAUAA
This is a messenger RNA of Staurois parvus, 222 nucleotides long. The record is from the annotation of a GenBank genome assembly. Lineage: Eukaryota; Metazoa; Chordata; Amphibia; Anura; Ranidae.